GUCCCUUUACUUACUUUCAAAAGCGAUAGUCCUUUGCGACUGUAUGAGCUAUCAAUUCGCCAUUAUCCAAAUUACGUUCAAGGUCGAGGUUGUGUACAUCCAUAAAAACUUUAACGAUAGCAUUUAUAAGUUGUCCUACAACAACUUAGACGCGAACUUUGGCUAGCCUGGCACCGACGUCGCUGGACAUCGAUCUACUUCAUGACAUACGAUUAUGCUUCAGUAUUCACCAUGCCGUCGAACAGUUAGCGUCAAAUUAGCUCCAAAAACACGAAACUUUUUUUUGUUCCCCAUUCUGGUGUACGUACAGUUUUUUUUUUUUUAAAUUUAAAUGCAAACUCAAUAUGAGCGCGGCAAAGAUUACAAGCAAAAAAUGGAUAAGCGAAGAAACUUUGGACGAGGAGGAACUUUUUAAGCAUUGCAGGGAAAUGGAUAUUGUUUGUUAUGCAGUCACCAAAGUUAUAUUGGACGCCAAUAAUAAAUGGAAGGAAUGUGUUGGCAAACAUUAUACACAUUCGUUAGCGAAUCGAAGCUAUAUUAUGGAAUUGGUCAGUAUACAGGUUUUAGAUCAAAUAAUACAAUAUUUAUCAAAAUUAGUUAAAUCAUUUUACAAAUUAAAUCCUAAGUUAGCUAGGCUUAAAAAGGAGAAUGACCUAUUAGUUAGCAAACACGAUCUCACAUUUGAUAUGUUGUGCAGCAGACGAUUUAUACUGCUGCAGUCGCUCCAUGAUCUAAUCAAUACUAUACUGUCAGCUUGUCUUCAUAGAGAGGACUCGAGGAAAAUGAUUGAAUCUUGUUUGAGCUUAGUGGGUAUUUAUAACAACUUGAUCGGUUUGAGCUACAAGCGGUUCAAAUCUAAAUACAAUAUUUGCAGUAACACCUACCCGAAUACUGUCAGCGAAACUAAGAACCUUACACUAACUAAACUAGUACUGGUACUAGCUAAAAGUCGCACGGAGAUAAAUUGUCAUCGUCUAAUCAAUUGUUUGGUGAUGAUGUACAAACCGGAAGAGCACGCCGAUAGUGACUCCAGUUCCAGCACUGCCAACAGUUUAGAGAUAUACCACACCCUAACCAAACACAUUACGCCGCCUACAUCAUCCGCACCUCGACGUAUGAACAUGAACAAUCGCAGACAGGCCUUCAUAGACAAUAAAAAAGCGAAAAUGAAACAAGCACAAAGCCUAGUUGAACCCAAAAACGGGCACAAAAAACUUAGUGAAGUACUGAACCCACAGAUUUCGGAUUCCGAAGUGCCGUACACUUCGCUAUUGACCAAUGAGUGUGCUUUGGAUGUUUAUAGUGGGGAAGAAAAUGUCAAUACUAUUCUACAAAGUGAAGAAAUAUACAUAGAGAUACUACUCGACACUGUGGCAAACAUAUCUCCACUACUAUUGGGACCAAAAGGUGCUAAAACACUUAAAUCAGGUAGGAUGCAAGCUACCAAAAAAGCAGCGCAGAAAGUAACAGAAUACUAUCAAAAUUUACUUUGGGGAGACGUUGGGAGCUGUCUUGAACACAUCGUGCUUUGGUGGUCUUCAUUCCCAUUAGCUACAAGGUCGCCCAACACAAGCCAAAAUCUUCGUGAAUGGUUAUUUUCUACUUUCAACGAUAAUAAUACUCCAGAUUUAGUGCUAUCAUCAUUGAGAAUAUUAGCCGAUGCAUUAGGGUGUCACGUUACUACAACUUCCUGGGACAAGCAUUUUGGAGCAACUUUAACCACAAACCUAAAACCGACAUCUUUAAAGGAUUACUCAAACCUGUCUGUCGUCAUUACCGAAGCUACAGAAUCCGGAGCCAACUUCUCAGUAAUGCUGCAAGAGCUGGUGACGCUAAACAACCACUGCGAAGUAACAUGGGACUACAUUCUAGGAGCACCAUUGGAAGAUUUGCCUAUUGUGGAGCAAAUACCAAUUUUACAUCGAUUAGAUCAUUCGAUCCAUACGUAUCGCCUGUGGUGCCUCGCGGAGAGCCGUCGGUUAGCCAAUCUGUGGGAUAUGGACAACUUCUUCCGAGUUACGCAUAACGACAUGCAAGUAUGUCUGGAGCAACUUGUCAACUUGCGGUUCGCUGACCACAAUGAAACCUUGGAAUCUGGUAAAAUUGGUGUGCACGAAAACGUCUGCGCUAAAAUGAGAGAAAAGUUAGUGUCUGAAGUUAAAGUCAACAUUCAGAAAUUGAAGGAGGCUACAGAUGAAAUAACAACAGUGUUGUCGUCAGUGUGCGCCACAAUAAGUCUGGCGCACCUCACUAUGAUAUUCCCAAACAACGCCGAGUGGCGGAGAGUGACUCAGCCGCUGGACCCGACAUUCUCCUUCUAUGUACAUGAGUUCCUAGACAAGAUGUUACUGCCAGUAAUCAAAGCGACGUCGGACACGACGCCGCUGAACAUGGUGCUGCGGAUUAUGUGCGAGUCGUGGCUGCACCACAUUUACGUAGCCAAAGUUAAAUUCACAAAGGACGCUGCGUUACAGUUGUUGGCGGACUUCAACGAGGUCCGCAUAUGGUUGAACAACUGCAAACAUCUCGCUGCCACUUCGAAGAAACACAUGUUGCAGAACGAAGUGUUAAGACGGUGCGAAGGCGUGGGUCGACUCCUGCUGCACGCGCCAGGCGACCUCAUCUCUAUGCAGGAGUCCACCAUGCAGUCGGCUAGGAUUAGGAAAGAUGAAAGCGACACUCCAGCAGAGCAGCUGAUGCCAGCGGAGAUGUACGUGCCGAACCAGAAGCAAUGGCUGACUCUGCGCGCGGGCAAACUCAAAGGACCCGUCGCCUUCACACUUUGUUGCUUAGUUUUGUAUUAAUGUUAUCGAAAUUAACAUAUGUUUAAAUAAAAAUCU
Molecule: messenger RNA, 2840 nt
Organism: Bicyclus anynana (squinting bush brown)
Lineage: Eukaryota; Metazoa; Arthropoda; Insecta; Lepidoptera; Nymphalidae
Exons: 18
Coding region: 345-2804 (819 amino acids)
Source: RefSeq, a predicted model, not a curated record